This is a messenger RNA of Nicrophorus vespilloides, 976 nucleotides long. RefSeq names its product eukaryotic translation initiation factor 4E-1A (gene eIF4E4). Gene Ontology annotation, molecular function: RNA 7-methylguanosine cap binding; translation initiation factor activity. Bases 159 to 785 code for a protein of 208 amino acids. Lineage: Eukaryota; Metazoa; Arthropoda; Insecta; Coleoptera; Silphidae. The transcript is spliced from 4 exons. The record is from RefSeq and is a predicted model, not a curated record. Gene Ontology annotation, biological process: translational initiation. Gene Ontology annotation, cellular component: cytoplasm; eukaryotic translation initiation factor 4F complex.
CGCGUUUACUUUUGCAUUAAUCUCUUAGAACUGCCAUAUUGUGUCAGUGUGUGAGUGCUGCUACAUCCACAUAAACUACUUUCACCAAAAUUGGCAUCUUAUCAUAGAACCCAUUUUUUUAUUUUUAUAUUUUUUGGUAUAAUCUAUACCAAUCUACAAUGUCUUGCCUUACACUUUCAACUCACUUGAAUGAAAAGAACGAUAAUAAAGAUCAAGAAAUUGUGGAUAAUGUAGAUUUCACAAUCAAGCACCCUUUGCAGAACAAGUGGACACUUUGGUAUUAUGAAAAUGAUAGGACCAACACAUGGGAAAAAAACCAAAAGGAAAUUGCUUCGUUUGAUACUGUUGAAGAUUUCUGGAGUUUGUACAACCACAUUAAACUAGCAAGUGAAUUACGGCAGGGAUGUGAUUACUCGCUAUUUAAGGCUGGAAUACGUCCCAUGUGGGAAGAUGCUGCUAACAAACGUGGAGGCAGAUGGCUAAUUAAUUUGGAAAGAAAACAGAGAUCUAAUGAUUUAGAUAGAUUUUGGCUUGAUAUUAUCCUUUGUUUAAUUGGUGAAGCGUUUGAAAAUUCAGAUGAUGUUUGUGGUGCUGUUGUGAACAUUCGCGGUAAAGGAGACAAAAUUGGCAUCUGGACAGCGGAUGCAACGAACUCAGAAGGCGUCAAGGAAAUCGGCCGCAAAUUGAAAGAUAGGUUACAUAUAAAACAGAAGGACACUAUUGGUUACCAGGUGCAUAAAGACACUAUGGAUAAGUCAGUCGCCAAGAACUUCUACACCGUUUAACCAAAUUGAAAAUCUUGUAUUAACUUAAAAAAAACAAUAUGUUUAGUCCCAUUGCUUGAUAAUCUUGCUGAUCCUUUCAAAUUACAGAUCAUAACUAUCGUUUUAUUUAUUUUCUUUUUCUGUACCGGCCUAUGAAUUUUGUACUUUAUUUUUUCUUUUCAAUUUCUCAAACCUAUCGCUAUCUAUUAUUA